Messenger RNA from Nycticebus coucang (slow loris), 2945 nucleotides. It is a transcript of the gene PYGB, whose product is annotated as glycogen phosphorylase B. Gene Ontology annotation, biological process: glycogen catabolic process. Gene Ontology annotation, cellular component: cytoplasm. Bases 117 to 2945 code for a protein of 942 amino acids. Lineage: Eukaryota; Metazoa; Chordata; Mammalia; Primates; Lorisidae. Gene Ontology annotation, molecular function: pyridoxal phosphate binding; glycogen phosphorylase activity. The transcript is spliced from 21 exons. The record is from RefSeq and is a predicted model, not a curated record.
CAGUGGCAGCCCGCCGGCUCUGCAGUCCCCAGCGCUGCAGCCGCCGCAGCAUCCUCGGCGUCUGCGCGUCCUGGCUGUCCUUCGCCACCUCCUCUUCCUUCACCUGGGCUGGCGCGAUGGCGAAGCCUCUGACGGACAGUGAGAAGCGGAAACAGAUCAGCGUGCGGGGGAUCGCGGGGCUGGGCGACGUGGCCGAGGUGCGGAAGAGCUUCAACCGGCACCUGCACUUCACGCUGGUCAAGGACCGCAACGUGGCCACGCCCCGCGACUACUUCUUCGCGCUGGCGCACACAGUGCGCGACCACCUGGUGGGCCGCUGGAUCCGCACGCAGCAGCACUACUACGAGCGCGACCCGAAGCGCAUUUACUAUCUUUCCCUGGAAUUCUACAUGGGCCGCACGCUGCAGAACACCAUGGUGAACCUGGGGCUGCAGAACGCUUGUGACGAAGCUAUUUAUCAGUUGGGAUUGGACUUGGAAGAGCUGGAGGAGAUAGAAGAAGAUGCUGGCCUCGGCAACGGGGGCCUGGGCAGGCUGGCAGCCUGUUUCCUCGACUCCAUGGCCACCUUGGGCCUGGCAGCUUACGGCUAUGGAAUCCGCUAUGAAUUUGGGAUUUUUAACCAGAAGAUUGUCAACGGCUGGCAGGUGGAGGAGGCUGACGACUGGCUGCGCUAUGGCAACCCCUGGGAGAAGGCCCGGCCCGAGUACAUGCUUCCUGUGCACUUCUACGGGCGUGUGGAGCACACCCCUGACGGCGUGAAGUGGCUGGACACGCAGGUGGUGCUUGCCAUGCCCUAUGACACCCCAGUGCCUGGCUACAAGAACAACACUGUCAACACCAUGAGGCUGUGGUCCGCCAAGGCGCCCAAUGACUUCAAGCUGCAGGACUUCAACGUGGGAGACUACAUUGAGGCGGUCCUGGACCGGAACUUGGCAGAGAACAUCUCCAGAGUGCUGUACCCCAACGACAAUUUCUUCGAGGGGAAGGAGCUACGGCUGAAGCAGGAGUACUUUGUGGUGGCCGCCACCCUCCAGGACAUCAUCCGCCGCUUCAAGUCCUCCAAGUUUGGCUGCCGAGAUCCUGUGAGGACCUGUUUUGACACAUUCCCCGAUAAGGUGGCCAUCCAGCUGAAUGACACGCACCCUGCCCUCUCCAUCCCUGAGCUCAUGCGCAUCCUGGUGGACGUGGAAAAAGUGGACUGGGACAAGGCCUGGGAAAUCACAAGGAAGACCUGCGCGUACACCAAUCACACGGUGCUGCCCGAGGCCCUGGAGCGCUGGCCCGUGUCCAUGUUCGAGAAGCUGCUGCCACGACACCUGGAGAUCAUCUAUGCCAUCAACCAGCGGCACCUGGAUCACGUGGCAGCCCUGUUUCCCGGGGACGUGGACCGCCUGCGCCGCAUGUCUGUGAUUGAGGAAGGGGACUGCAAACGCAUCAACAUGGCCCACCUGUGCGUGAUCGGCUCCCACGCGGUCAAUGGGGUGGCACGGAUCCACUCGGAGAUCGUGAAGCAGUCUGUUUUCAAGGAUUUUUAUGAGCUGGAGCCAGAGAAGUUCCAAAAUAAGACAAAUGGCGUCACUCCCCGCCGGUGGCUGCUGCUGUGCAACCCCGGGCUGGCUGAUGUCAUCGUGGAGAAAAUAGGGGAGGAGUUCCUGACUGACCUUGGUCAACUGAAGAAGCUACUGCCAUUGGUCAGCGACGAGGCCUUCAUCAGGGACAUCGCCAAGGUCAAGCAGGAGAACAAGCUUAAGUUCUCGGCCUUCCUGGAGAAAGAGUACAAGGUCAAGAUCAAUCCCUCAUCCAUGUUCGAUGUGCACGUGAAGAGGAUCCACGAGUACAAGCGGCAGCUGCUCAACUGCUUGCACGUGGUCACCCUGUACAACCGGAUAAAGAAAGACCCGGCCAAAGCCUUUGUGCCCAGGACUGUUAUGAUUGGAGGCAAGGCGGCUCCCGGCUACCACAUGGCCAAGAUGAUAAUCAAGUUGGUCACGUCCAUCGGUGAUGUCAUCAAUCACGAUCCAGUUGUGGGCGACAGGCUCAAAGUGAUCUUUCUGGAGAACUACCGAGUGUCCUUGGCCGAGAAAGUGAUCCCAGCCGCUGACCUGUCACAGCAGAUCUCCACCGCAGGCACGGAGGCUUCAGGCACUGGCAACAUGAAGUUCAUGCUCAACGGAGCCCUUACCAUUGGCACCAUGGACGGGGCCAAUGUGGAGAUGGCUGAGGAGGCCGGGGCCGAGAACCUCUUCAUCUUUGGGCUACGAGUAGAGGAUGUCGAGGCGCUGGACCGGAAAGGGUAUAAUGCCAGGGAGUUCUACGACCGCCUGCCUGAGCUGAAGCAGGCCGUGGACCAGAUUAGCAGCGGCUUCUUCUCACCCAGGGAGCCAGACUGCUUCAAGGAUGUUGUCAACAUGCUAAUGUACCACGACAGGUUCAAAGUGUUUGCGGAUUACGAAGCCUACAUGCAGUGCCAGGCCCAGGUGGAGCAGCUGUACCGGAACCCCAAGGAGUGGACCAAGAAGGUCAUCAGGAACAUCGCCUGCUCGGGCAAGUUCUCCAGUGACCGGACCAUCAGCGAGUAUGCGCGGGGCAUCUGGGGGGUAGAGCCUGCUGACCUGCAGAUUGCCCACCUGCCCCACACAGGGUGGGUGGGAGGAACAGCCACCCACUUGGCUCCCACAAAACCUUGCACACAUCUUGCUGUGAGCUUGUCUUUAGUUUUCAGCCUCUGGAUUCUGGGGUCUGGGUUGGUGGUCAUGGUGAAGCCAAGGGAUGAGCUUUCCGCAGCACCUGUGCUGCCAGCCACACGACAGGGCCAAGCCCAACUGUGGCCCCACCCCUUGCCCAGCUCUGUGCUAUGCCUCGGGCUAUGCUGGGUGCGGUUGGAGCCUUCAGGUGUCUUCCCCACAGCUGCCCAUCCUGUCCGGGGUUCUGCACCUGGUGUGUAG